This is a messenger RNA of Fusarium coffeatum, 2142 nucleotides long. RefSeq lists its product as uncharacterized. The transcript is spliced from 3 exons. The record is from RefSeq and is a predicted model, not a curated record. Gene Ontology annotation, biological process: intracellular signal transduction. The coding region runs from base 1 to 2142 and encodes 713 amino acids. NCBI's taxonomy places the organism in Eukaryota, Fungi, Ascomycota, Sordariomycetes, Hypocreales, Nectriaceae.
AUGGCCACUCUGUCGCAUCACCAAAGACCCACGGUAAACCAGUCUGCCUCUCCUUCUGAUACACUCGACCAGGAUACAAACACUCGCGCUAUCUCACCUUCUUCAACUAUUACUCCACGCUCUUCGCCUCCUCUUCAACCACCACCCGCACCACCUGCAGACGCUACUACCACUGGAUCAGUAUCAGGAUCUGGAUCAGGAACGAACGCACCCGUCUACGUCCCAUACCGCCCAGAGCCAGGUCACAGUCACCACCGAACUACUUCCUCGGUCUCGAGAUUGAACAACCGUUCUUCAAGCAGCCUCUUCGCCUUGGCCGCCUCUGCCUUUGACCGCACGCAAAACGCAAUUGCUGCUAUUUCAGAGCCAUCCAUCCGACCUCGACAGUCUAGCGGUGCUCUUUCAAGGCUUUCGUUACUCACCAGCUCUUCACCCUCGUCCGAACCCUCCAGUCCGGACAAGUACCACCGUCUUCGAAGCUCUUCGAACCAGUCUCUUACGUCGGGCGCAACCGUGGACGGAAAACUAGCUUCCCAGGCUCUGCAGGCGAACAACCCGCCCUCGCAGCCUUACACAUCCACAGACCCGAACCAUCCGCUUCCCUAUAAGUCCUCCACAGCCGCCAAGAUGCAUCAAACAUCAUCGCGCUUGUUGCGCAUGACGGACGAUGACCGGCCAUUCACAAAGGACUUCAAAGAUCUCUUCUCAACUCUUGUUGUCAGUUUACUGCCUCUUUCAGCACACCGUGUCCGAUUGACCAAGGUUGAGUACACCUUCCUGUCUGAGGAUGCCAUCAACAACCUUGGCUCUCUCAAGUUCUCUCAGUCCAACCGUAUGCCUGACCCCAAGGACCCCUCCCGCAUUGUUACCACUACGACAACCACCACGUUCUCCAUGGCUAAGGACAUGGCUCGUUCUAUCUGUCAACGAUUUUUGGAAGCCCGUUUUAUUGAAUCAGCCGAUGGCAAAUACCAGCAGGUUUACACGAUGAAGGGCUCCGUCUGGCAAUUAACCCCCAAGGGUAUCACUGUGUUGGAUAGAUUCUGCUCCAGAAACGGUAUCCAGCAAAAGCAAGUGUCCGAAUUGGCCAACCUUGCUACCACCCAGCUAGUGCUGCUCGAGCGUGACCCCCAGACGGAUAAGCUCCUCCAUGAUCACGGUACAAUUGAAGUUAUUUUCCGCCGUUUCGCUGGAGCAGAGGGCCGCAACAUUAAGUCUACUGUCAACGCUGCCGACUCAGAUUCUUUACACGACUACCGGGAUGGACUUACAGGUGUCAAGAUGGCUGCCGAGCGUAAGGUUAAUGGAAAGACCUACCGCGAUACCUUCACUGGCAAGGCUACCACUGACUGGUUGAUGGACUGUUCGACUAUUGUGGAUAAGAGGGAGACCCUUGAGGUUGCUACCCUCUUCGUUGAAUUCGAAUUGAUGGAGGCUGUUGCCCAGGACCGGGCUUACAUGUCGCAAAAUCCCGGAUGCAAUUUCUUCCAGCCUACCAAGUAUGCCAUCUACCAGCUGUCACAACGAGGAAAGGACAUCGUCAGCGGCGCUGCUGCUCGAGGACGAGCUUCAGAGAGCGAAGGUGGUACCGCAUCCCAGCGAAACGGUAUCACAAGGGAUUCCAACACCCAACGCCUGGACAAGAUCCUGAACGACCCCGCGCUUCGCCUCCUCUUCCGUGAACAACUCCGGGAUACUCACUGUGAGGAAAACUUGUCAUUCUACCAGGAUGUCGACGAGUUUGUGCGUAGCUGCAAGGCUGCCACGCGCGCUGCGCAAAAGGCCCCCAACACCAAUGCUAUGGACGGAAUCAAGGAGAUUAUGGCCUCUGCAUAUGGUAUUUACAACGCCUUCCUGGCUCCUGGAUCUCCUUGCGAGCUCAACAUCGAUCACCAAUUGCGCAACAAUUUGGCCACACGAAUGACCAAGGCUGUUGGUCAGGAUGUGGCUAUGAUUGACACUCUUCAAGAGGUGACGUCGCUGUUUGAAGAUGCUCAAAACGCUGUCUUCAAGCUGAUGGCUAGUGAUUCUGUUCCCAAGUUCCUUCGCAGCCCCAAGUACGAACAGCAAUUGCGGAACUACGAGUUUGACGUCGUCGGCCGAGGCCCUGAGCGAAGCCAAAGCAGGUCCAACCGAAAGUGA